AUGAAUACUCGCGCCAUGACGACCAGAAACCGGACCCCACACAAUGACAAUCCCCUAAUUCCAUUUGAUACAACUAUGUAUGAUCUGACUGGCCAUGGGCUCAAUGCCAGCAAGCACUCACCAGGUGCCCGAGGCCUACAUAGUCACAAUGAUGGCAUUAACCCAGCAAUUUACACUGAUGACAAACUUCGACAAUCUCUUUUUAGGGCCACUCUCCGGACUCGCGCCCAAGGUGCAUUCCCGUACACUGAUCUGGAUGGUAACACACCUAUGACUGAUGGAACUGAAAAGUCUGACCGCUCAGGAACCUUGAAUGUUCGAGGUCUCCUCUCUACCAUCAAUAACCCGCAAUCCCCAAAACUUCUUUACAUCCGACACCUUCGUACCCUUUCCCCUUCCCUUUCAUUACUUGCUCUCCAAGAGACUCAUUUACUCCCUAUAUAUCACUCAUCUAUUCACCUUACAUUCCAAGCACAAGCCAGCCUAUGGACCCCACAUUGCGGCCUCGUCUCUUUCGAUCCCCUCCUCCAAUUAUCUCAACUGCAUGUUUCUCCUGACAACUGUGCACUCGUUGUCAAGAUUACACAUACCAAUCAUUGUGUUAAUCCUUUUGUAGUUGUGGUUAUUUAUGCACCCAACAUUCCUUCCCACCGGCAUACUUUCUUCUCCUCAUUAGCACGCACUCUCCCUACUGUCAUUCCUUCCCUGCCUGCCUUUAUUCUGGGGGACUUUAACUGUGAUCUUAGCCAUCGUUGCAGCCAUCCACCGGACUGGAAAGGAUACAUUCAGAGUAAUUGCGUGGAUGCCAUCACUAAUUUUUCUUCACCCCCGUUACCCACUUUCCACAGCUCUCGCACCCGCACACGCAUCAACUACAUUUUCUGUCCACACAGCAUUGUUACCAAACGCCCUGAUGUAACAUUUAUCAAGCCUUUAUGGACUGACCACUGCCUUCUUGCGGUCUCCAUUCCUUUCUCUCGCCCACCAGGUCCUGGAGUCUGGAGGUUUAAUACGCAAUAUCUCCUGCAUGAUGAAUUUGAUGCUCUCAUUACCGACUUUCUGGAUAAGGCCAACUCUUUUCUCUCUCCUGACAUGUCUCCCAGUUCUUGGUGA
This is a messenger RNA of Phycomyces blakesleeanus NRRL 1555(-), 1113 nucleotides long. RefSeq lists its product as hypothetical. The record is from RefSeq and is a predicted model, not a curated record. NCBI's taxonomy places the organism in Eukaryota, Fungi, Mucoromycota, Mucoromycetes, Mucorales, Phycomycetaceae. Bases 1 to 1113 code for a protein of 370 amino acids. The transcript is spliced from 2 exons.